Osmia lignaria (orchard mason bee) is the source of this 1179-nucleotide messenger RNA. The record is from RefSeq and is a predicted model, not a curated record. NCBI's taxonomy places the organism in Eukaryota, Metazoa, Arthropoda, Insecta, Hymenoptera, Megachilidae.
AUGUGCGACAAGUAUAUAAUUGGUUAUUCUAUAUCUGAAAAAAAGCGACAAAAAUUUAAUUGGAACGAUUUUUAUAAUGUUUGCGAAUCCGAAGGGUUCUUAUUAAAAAUGUUUUUAUCUAAUCUACCAACUGUUUUUAUAUUUCACCAAACUAAUUCAUUUCAGAUUGACAUAAACUCCGAUCUUGAACCUCAGGGACCAUUUCAUGUUUUUAUAUACAAGCUGACCGACAAACUAGCCAAUGCUGAAAAUGGUGAUCAAAAUGCCAAAGCAAUUAUUUCAAAAAUUCAACGAUAUUUCUGUCAGCAUCCUAAAAUAGUACUUAUCGACCCAUUGGACAAUGUUAAAAUUUUAAUAAACCGUUAUAAAUCGUAUGAAAUCCUGCAAGAACAUGUACAGUUUAAUGAUGUAUUUACUCCAAGGUUUGUAGAAAUUAAAAGUAAAAGUAAUGUUGAGAAUAUAUCGCUGUUGAAAAUGGCAGAUAUUAAGUUUCCAUUUCUUUGCAAACCGCUUAUUGCUCAGGGUUCCAGCGAUGCUCAUAAGAUGAUGGUGAUUUUCAAUGAACAGGGUUUGAACGAUUGUCAGCCACCUUGCGUGGCUCAAGAGUUCAUCAACCAUAAUGCGAUUGUUUACAAAAUAUAUAUAGUUGGUGAACAUUUUCAUGUAGUUGAAAGACCCAGUUUUAAAAAUUUUUACCAACAAGACUGUUCCGCAUUAAACACAAUAUUUUUUAACUCCCACGAUAUAUCAAAGAGUGGUUCUAGAUCUAAAUGGUCCAUUCUGGCGGAAGAAGACAUUCCAUUAACGGUAAAACCAAAAUACGAAACAUUGGACAAGAUUGUCAAGAAAGUAACAGAACUGUUUGGACUUCUUUUGGUUGGUGUCGAUGUUGUUAUUGAAAAUCAUACUGGAAAAUAUGCAAUAAUUGAUGUUAAUGUGUUCCCCGGUUAUGAUAGUUAUCCUAAUUUUUUUGAACAGUUAAUAAGCUGUAUCAAAAAAUUGUUGGUCAAACAAACAGAAUCAGAAGAAAAUACGAAAAGUUAUACGCUAAAAAAAUGUUUGAGCGAUGAUCUAGAUUCUGGUUUCGAAAGUGAUGAGAGAAAAAGAAAUAUUCUGCAAAGACAAAUAACUAAUAUGAAUAACAAACAAAGUAAACGGAUGAAUUCUAUAUCAAACUGA